Trypanosoma cruzi is the source of this 1184-nucleotide messenger RNA. RefSeq lists its product as uncharacterized. The record is from RefSeq and is a predicted model, not a curated record. NCBI's taxonomy places the organism in Eukaryota, Euglenozoa, Kinetoplastea, Trypanosomatida, Trypanosomatidae. The transcript has a single exon. The annotation marks the transcript as partial.
UUGACGACGGGGAGAAGAAGAAGAAUGCCGGCCGUGACAGCGCGGUGGACACCGGCAACAGUAAUAAUAAUACACAGACCGAAGAGAGGUGUACUCACACCGCUGCCACCAGGCGACGUCCUGUCACGGCACACUACGCAGUUGUGGAGGGCGCACACCGUUUUCAGACCCUCUAUACACUCAUUAUGAGCCUUCGUGAGGGACAGGGUCUCGUUGUGCAUUUUGCCACCAAGGAGGCCUGCCAAUUUAUGUAUAACGUUCUUUAUGCAUUAGGGGAACUGCCGAAAUCGCUGCUGUUGUUGACGGACUAUGAAGGACCCAGCACGUAUGCCUCUGUGCAGGACAAGGAUGAGGACCGAGAGCGUCUGUGUGCUCAAUUUGACAAGAUUAUGUUGGAUGCCGCGCGAAAAGAUUUUUCCACCAAACGCGAAAAGAACCGUGUGGUGGUUCUUUCUGCUUUCGGCCUUGUACCGCAGACGGGCACCAUUUUUGUUCAAUACGACAUCAUGGUUGACGUUGUGAACUUUGCCCAGUUUGUCAGCGACGUUUUGACGCCCGCCGCUUACAAUAUUGCGGCUGCGGAACCAACGAAGCGGCGUCGCUCACGCACGCCGCCGCCACGCGGAGAUCGAAAAGAGUCUCAAGAAGGGGAUGUUGCGGCCGCUUCAAAGGCGACUCCCCCCAGCAAAGCGAUGUACCAUACGGUUUUGGUAUUUUUACGCCGAAAUGAACUGCAGCCCGCCUUGGUUUACCUUCGGCGCCCCGCAAAGCGACUAAAUAUCACCUUUGAGCAGCUACCGCAGCUUCCAUCCGCCACACGUUUUCUGUUGUCGCUGCAGAAGAUGCGCUCACUGAACAAGAAGCAAUUUUCCGUGCAAAACGCCGCAUACGCUGCGUACCGUGCGACCAUGUUGCUUUAUUCCCUCAUAGGCCCCUCGGAUGUCUACAAUGAGCGGUCUGUUGACCUUGCGAAGGUCGCCGAGGAGUUUGGCUACACGGAGGUUCCCAUUCUUGACCUCCGCACCCGCGACACGCCCUUCCGGCCGAAGGAAGACAUUUUCCGUGCGGCCGCAGAGCGUGCGGUGGUGGAGCGUCGCAAAAUGCGGGCGUACGUGAAUGAACACAUCGUGGGCGAGGCCCCAGAGGAGCACGUCGCCGACAACAUGGCAGAGGCAGAGGAGUAA